Molecule: messenger RNA, 3596 nt
Organism: Oryzias melastigma (Indian medaka)
Lineage: Eukaryota; Metazoa; Chordata; Actinopteri; Beloniformes; Adrianichthyidae
Product: rho GTPase-activating protein 4
Exons: 22
Coding region: 332-2974 (880 amino acids)
Biological process (GO): negative regulation of cell migration; signal transduction
Cellular component (GO): cytoplasm
Source: RefSeq, a predicted model, not a curated record
UUGAAUAAGACUUUCAUGUGUUAAAUUUCCUGUCAGAUGGGAAUUCAUGCAUAGCUCCUACUCCAGUAUAUUUUUAUUUAUUUGUUUAUCUGUAAAGCAGCUGGUUUCACUCACAAACCAAUCAGUGGGAGCAGCUGCCGCAUGAUUGGAGUGAAAACCUGCAGUGAUGGUCAAGAGGCAUCAUGAAAGCCAAAGAGAGGAAGACGCUAAAAGGUUUUUUUUUUUUUCUUGUCACACUUGCACAAUCACACUCUGAUGCCUCAAGCUACAUGUGAGAGUGAAAGAGGGGAGGAGGGUGAGAUCCAGAGAAGUGUGUGUGCGAGAAAGAGACAUGAGUUCCACUCCACCCACAUCAAUCCAUGUCCAACGUGAGGGGGCGGUGAAAGUUUAUAGCUUACUGUGCUAUCAACUGGCAUUAGUUAGUUACUCAACUCAGAGGAGGAGGCCGGUUGAUCGCAGAUCUUCACCUGAUUGUUGUCCUGCUGGAGCAACAAUGACUUCUCAUGUCAAACACAGAAGAGAAAAAACGGGUACAGUGGACUAUGACGUACAAAUUAAAGAGGUGCGUUGCCAGCUCAUAGACCAGCUGAAGGUGUUGGACCUGCAACUUGAGCUGAAAACCCAGCAGCUGCAAGACCUGACAGACUACCUGCGGCGGCGGGGCGAGAUUGAGAACGAGUAUGCUCGAUCCCUGGAAAAGCUUGCAGAGAGGUUUUCUUCAAAGACUAAAAAGAAGGAACCCACCACUAAAACGGUGUCCCAGAUGUGGGGGGCUCUGCUGACCCACACCCGGCAAGAGAGUAGAGAGCACGGUGAACUCGGUGAAAGUUGCAUCAAUGUUCUCACCCAACCCCUCACACACUGUCUGGAGUACACGCAGCGCUUUGCUAAGAAGAGUAAAGACAUCUGCACGCAGCUACAAGAUGGACUCCUCAAAGUUACCACAGAGCUACAGACAGCGUGGCGCACCUACCACCAGUACUACUCAGACUAUGUGUGUGCAGAGGGAAAACUGAGGGAGGCAGAGAAGCAGGAGGAGAAACAAAAGCAGAGCGCUUCCAAGAAGCUGGAGAGGUUGAUAGAAAAAAGACAAAUUAAAGUUCAGGAAAUACACCUGAAGUGCAGCAAGGCCAGGAACGACUACCUGUUAAACAUGGCUGCUGCCAACUCCUCCGUGAUGAAGUACUUCCUGAAGGACAUCUCUUUUCUCAUCGAUUGUGCAGAUGUGGGAUACCACCCCUCCUUGGGCCGGGUAGUGCAAGCCUAUCUGUCAAAGGGGAAGAAUACCCAUCAGGAGCUGAGAAGCAGUCUGCUGCAGCUCCAGGAGAUCGUGUCCAAUCUGGACCAGAGCCGAGACAAAGACAUUCUGUUGCAGGACCACUACAAUGCCUUCUCUAUGCCUGCCCGCUUCACCUAUCAGCCCCAAGAAGGAGACCAGGUUUCAGAGAUCAGCGUGGAGCAUGAGAUGAGGUGUGAGCUGGAAACCCGAUUCAAGCAGAUACAAACCCGACUGAAAGCAGUCACAGAAGAAACAGAUGAGACUGAUAUGAGUAUGGCAAAGGCUCAUGUCACCCUAGUGGGGGGCAUCAGCGAUGAUGAUCUGGACCAAGCAGAGAAAUCUCAGGAGGACAACACUGAGAAUCUGACAGCAAAGACCAGCACGGCGAAACGCAGAGCCAACCUGCAGGAAAUAGAAAACCUAUACUUUACCAAAGUAAAAGACUAUCUUGUUGGAAGCUUAUUAAUUUGUAAGCUUCAAGCCAAACACGACCUGCUAAAGAUGGCUGUGGAAAAAGCUGAAUCUCCGAAUGGACUCCAGACAAGAAUGGCUGGACAGACUAUUCGCAUCAGGAAGACUCUAUCCAGCCCAAAUGUGAUGCCAAACUACAAACCUUUCAGCAGUGACAUGUUGUCUUUUAUAAAAGCAUCAAAACAGCCGAUUCCUCUUGUGAUGAAAAGUUGCAUUCGUUUCAUCAACCUCAACGGCCUCCACCAUGAAGGAAUAUUUAGAGUACCAGGAUCGCAGAUGGAGGUCAACAACCUGAAAGAAGCUUUUGAGAGAGGCGAAGACCCCCUGGCUGAAAGGCGGUAUAAUAUGGAUACUGUAGCUGGUGUGUUGAAGCUCUACUUUAGAGGAAUGAAGAACCCUCUAUUCCCCACUGACACCACCUACCAGCUCCUGGAGCUCGCACAAAUCCAGAAUGAUGCAGAGAGAGCAGCACAGUUCAAGAUGGUCAUCUCUUCCUACCCUGAGCCCAUCAUCAUUGUGAUGAGAUACCUCUUUGCGUUCCUUCAUCAUGUGUCCCAGUACAGUGACGAGAACAUGAUGCAGCCUUACAACUUAGCCGUAUGUUUCGGCCCCAAUCUGGUGCGAGGGCCCCAUGAGGACGACUUUGUGACUCUGCAGCCUCAGAUCAACUUUCUGGUGAAGAACCUCAUCAUUCAGCAAGAAAGUAUCUUUCCCAGUCAGAGUGAAGUACCGGGGCCGAUGUAUGAGAAGUGCAUGACACUUGAUCAAGAUGACUGUGAACCUAUUAAUGAGGAAGGGGAAGUGGAAGAUUCCACCCAACUCAAAGAUGAUUUGGAAACGGGAUCCUGUUCUGAUAAUAGCACAGGAAUGUUUUUGUCACCUGGAAACCCCAAAGGAAGGCCCAGAACCAACAGCAGUGGAUCCACAGACGGCAGCAGGACAGCAGGGGGCGGAAGUUCCUUAGCUGGAAAAUUGACUCUUCAAAUCCCUGCAGCACCACAGUACAAACCCAGGAGGGCCCAAUCCCCGACAAUAAGAAAAGAAUUUCAACUGAAUUCCCCUUCUGAACCCACAAUUUAUGUAGACAAGGUGAUUUUUCUUCAGAUGGAGUCGGUCUUCAAGGAGCUUCUCUCGCGGCGUCCACCACAAGAACCCUAUCCCACUGUUUUCUCAGUUGCUGCCAAGGCUCCACCAAAAAAGGGGAAGCGGGAUACCCGAAAGUGAAUGUGAGCCGGGCCUUUUGAGCAGCAGAUCCACCGCACUGAGAAGACUGGCAUUAGCACAUGAUUUGAGCAGUGAGUGACAGAGAUGCAGCUAAUGAAAAUUGAGGCUCUGACAGUAGAUUUCAGCACAUCUAUUUUGGUGAGGGCUGCAAUUACUGACCCAUAGACACUCGGUGAUGCCUCAGUGUCCAGUUUCAUGGAUCCUUCAGGAUCAUUUCCCUGGAAAGCUCCUUUGUCUGCUGUAACAGUAGCUCUGCGGAAUAAUGUGAAAACUUGAGAAUGUAAAGAUAUGUUUGUCUGAAUACCAUGUUGUUGUUGUUAAUAUUCUUUUUUUCCUGUAUUUAAAUAUUUUUACAUUUUUUGGGUCUGUUUACCAAUCCAUCACAAAAUAUAUUCAUUAACAUUUUUUAUUAGUCUGUCUCUUUUCUUUUUUUAAAUAAGGCGGAGCAAAUGGCUCAAAACUGAAUUCAAAUGCUGUAGUUUUAACUUGCUCCUUUUUUUUUAUUUGUCUGUACACUUAAUUUCCUUUUUUUCUAUUUUAAAUUGAAAUAAAUUAUGUAAAAUGCAUCAUUGUUUAAUUCCUGAUAAUAUUGGAGGUGGGGUAAUAAAGUAUGUUUCAUUUA